AUGAUUACCACUCUCCAGAAACCACUUUCUCAAAGUUGCGCCGUACUCUGUACCGGGGCUUCAGUAUUCUCGAGAUUAUCUCGGUUCCAUAUCGCAAACCCCCUAGCACGUUUUCCAGAGCGCCAAUGGCAGUAUCAAGCCCGAGGACUACAAACACGUUAUCGACCACCUCGAGUCAUGUCACCCUUGCGUGUCCUAUCAACGGAUGAGAAACUUGACAAACUCAUGGCCUCUGCAGCAAGAUUCGAGAAGGAGUACAAAGCGGCUGGAAGUAUCAAACAACGUCUUGCGGCCAUUGAUAAAGGAAACCCGGAUAUCGCCAAGUUUCGAAAGUCCCUUUUUCAGACUGCUGAGCUAGAAGAUCUAGAGUCUUUUGCACGAAGGUUUAGCAAAGAACAUGAGAAUGAACUGAAGGAGGCUAGGUCGGAUGGAGCCGCGGGAGUUGUGGUUUUCCUGUUGUCCUUGUCCGGGAUUAUCUGGUUGGUCAGAGCCGCGAUAUCGUCUGUUUCUAAAGACGAGAAGGAGCCCACCAAGCCGGAACCUCGGAGCUUAGAGAAGGAUUCUCCUCAGGCUGGCUCUACAAAGACUUAUAGGAGGAAUCCCAACAAAGUCGAGACGGAGGGACCUGAGAUAAAAUGCAUGUGCCAUCGCCCACUUGAGCUCGAUAAUACACGAGUGCUGUGA
Messenger RNA from Fusarium mangiferae, 684 nucleotides. RefSeq lists its product as uncharacterized. The record is from RefSeq and is a predicted model, not a curated record. The coding region runs from base 1 to 684 and encodes 227 amino acids. Lineage: Eukaryota; Fungi; Ascomycota; Sordariomycetes; Hypocreales; Nectriaceae. The transcript has 2 exons.